This is a messenger RNA of Malania oleifera, 1910 nucleotides long. RefSeq lists its product as uncharacterized. Gene Ontology annotation, biological process: vesicle-mediated transport; endoplasmic reticulum organization. Bases 938 to 1309 code for a protein of 123 amino acids. The transcript has 8 exons. Gene Ontology annotation, cellular component: endoplasmic reticulum membrane. NCBI's taxonomy places the organism in Eukaryota, Viridiplantae, Streptophyta, Magnoliopsida, Santalales, Ximeniaceae. The record is from RefSeq and is a predicted model, not a curated record.
AUCCCGACUCGGUUUGUUGGGGCAACUUAAAUGGGUUGAAAGCCGGAAGAGCCACCGGAGUCUGGAACGCGAGCCCUCCAAAAACUGGCCUUACGCCGCCGCGACACCAUUGCUGCGACUUAUGUUUGACGGCCCUCCAUUUGCUCACAUAGGUAGGACGAUCUCCACAACUCUCUCUUUCUCUCUUUCUCUCUCGUAACCUAAAAAUAUCUUGGAGCAACGCGACCGCCAGAGAGAGACCCGCCGCCGGCACUUCCACGUGCGAUGCGCUUCCGGUGGCCCCUCUUUCUCUCAGUCCAUCGUAGCCCUCUCGUCGAUUUUCCUCUACAACUUUUCUACUAUUGUCACCUUUAAUUUUCUCAUCUGUUUAUUUAUUUUUUCUUUAUUUUUCGUACACUUCCUCAGAUCUUCUUUCUAAUUUUCUCGGCUGACAAACGCCUUUCUACUGGUAUCCUCAUGGUUGAGACCUCCUUUCCUUAUUUUUCAUUUUUUCACCCAUUCAUUCUACGCCAAAUUCCAAACGCCCCCCUUCUCCCAAUUUAUAGAGCCUAGUGAAUUCUUAUUCUCAUUCCCUUCCUCUCUUCUCAGAUCAAUCUCUCCACUUUCUUUCAUUUUUACCCUGUUCUAAUUGUGCAGCUUUCUCGUCGUUUUCUCAAGCAGAGUCUCCUCAACAAGUUCCCGCUAUCUCUGCAAUCUCUUUAUGUCUUUCUUAAUCUCCUUCCUAUCCCUCUUGCAGGCCUCAACUCAUCUCUCUCUCUGCAUCUCAAUCUACUCUCUCAUAUAUCGUUAGUCUCUGUCUAAUCUCUCCCUGAUAUCUCAACUUGCAGACUUCUAGCACCGAAGCCAAAGUUUUACAAUAGCUAAAGCCUUUCCUAGAGACCUUGGGAGCUGAAAUAGAGUAAACAGAAUAAGAGAAGAAGAUGCAGCAAAAAAAUUUAUGUCUGAGUCGCUAGCUGGGAGACCAUCUGGAACAGAUGGCUCUGAUUUUUCUUAUCGCAUGGUUGUGGACUCCAGGUAUACAAAGGUAUCACAGGGAAAAUCUCGUCUCCAUGCAUUGUUCCUCUUUCAGGUUGUAAUUCAAUUGAUAGGGGUGCUGGAUAUAUUUGUAUUGUCAUCUGAGGAGAAGGACCCCAAUGCCCUUGCUAUUUCAUCACCUGCUGUUGGUUUUCUAUCUCUCAUGAUAGGGGAUGUAGGUCGAAGGUGUAGCAGAAUUAAUUUUUUAAAAGUAUUGGAUUGUCUAUUGCAAUUCUUCUUUGGACUGCUUCUGUUGCUAAGAACAACUUCUCUUUACAGGCUAUCCAAGAUCUAAGCGACUGGAAAUCAAAGAAGUUGGAACUUCUGGAGAUUGGUGCGAUUCUGCAAGGUUUGCUGGUACAGAUAUUUACAAUCAGCACAAUAAAAUCUCUCAUUCGCAACAUGUCUCCUCCCAAGAGGGCUUCCUAAUGGCUUCCUACAACUUUGAGGGGACAGCGGGGGGGAAUAUUUUCUUCUGGCAACCAUCAUGAUUCUACUGGCACUUUCAAUUGUUACAAAUGCAGCUAAGCAUGUGUCACGCACUUGAUUGGCAGGCCUUUUUCUUUUUUCUUUUUUGUCAGCACUUGUCUGUAACAAUCCUCCGAUUGUACCUUCUUUAGUUGGCCCAGGGUCUUUCGGCUCCUUCACUGGAUAACACUAAACAGACCUACCUCUCUCUCUCUCUCUCAACGGGGGAAUGCCAUUCAAAUGAAUCUCAUCUCCUAAACCGGACACAACUUGUACGAGAACAUUUAGGCAGAAUUCAAAACUUAUUUGAAUAUAUACAAAUAAACAUUCACUUUCUGUGUGAUUUGUACAAAGAAAACAAUGGAAUGAAGAUUUGAAUGGUAAUUAUGAAAAAUUUAAGUGAUAAUUUUGAUUUUCAUUUUGCUCCA